Messenger RNA from Daldinia caldariorum, 1476 nucleotides. Its product is annotated as nucleoside diphosphate kinase. Gene Ontology annotation, molecular function: nucleoside diphosphate kinase activity. The coding region runs from base 427 to 1332 and encodes 301 amino acids. Gene Ontology annotation, biological process: GTP biosynthetic process; CTP biosynthetic process; UTP biosynthetic process. Lineage: Eukaryota; Fungi; Ascomycota; Sordariomycetes; Xylariales; Hypoxylaceae. The transcript is spliced from 8 exons. The record is from RefSeq and is a predicted model, not a curated record.
CUGAGCUUCCUCCAGAAUCCAAGUAGUGAUCUAUUGUGGGAAAUGCUGUCAUAUCUAUCACGUCUUAUCAUCACACUCCCUUAGAGUUACAUAAAUUGCAAUAUAAAAUUCCAACUCUUCCAAAAAGUCGCAUUAGUUAUUCCUUUUCAUGAUCAUACAAAGGUACCGGUCGCUUCUAUGCGCUGUCCCUUUUCCUCCUUAUUCAAAUGCACAUUAGAAAGAGUUGACCAAUCGUAUCGGAAGCUGGUUCCACAGGUUUAUUAACUUGAAAAUAUCCUCACGAACCCCUGAAAUUAAAAUAGAUAUUUACCUACUAUUUACCUACUAUCAAGAUAACCUAAAGGUAAUAUACGGGAAACAUAUGUAUGGAUAUUUGAGUUAAACACUUACACCUACAUACACCUUGGUGUCUUCAAUACAUGUAAGAUGUAUAAGCCACAGGAUAUUUCGAGACGCCACAACAAAACCUCGGCUCCAGCCCCAGCUCCCGUUCCACACGCAGUUUCGAACGAAAACCAGACCCAGACCCAGACCCACAGGGUCCAGGAAAGCCAUAGCAAACCCAAUCGCGGGCAGCAACGACCGCCCAAUGUGAGAUUCUUAGGCCUAAUACCCCACUAUAGCCGUCACCCCACCCUCCAUCUUUUCUUCACAAUCUUCGGGAGCGCCGUCCUUGUAUUUCUCCUUUUUUUUCUUUUUCCUUGGAAGACUCAACCAGAUCGCCAAGAUUGGACAUUCAGGCAAAGCCUCAAGCACGACUUAGACAAUAUCAAGGGAUCAUUCUUCCCUUCUACUUCAACGGUUACCACUACCACUACCCUUUACCAAACAAUACCUACCCCUCUAUACACUCAAGAACCGGUACCAGAAGCCAAAAUGUCGACCGAGCAGACUUUCAUUGCCGUCAAGCCUGAUGGUGUCCAGCGUGGCCUCGUUGGCGCUAUCAUCUCUCGCUUCGAGAGCCGAGGCUUCAAGCUCGUUGCCAUCAAGCUCGUCGCUCCCGGCAAGGCCCACCUCGAGAAGCACUACGCUGACCUCAAGGACAAGCCCUUCUUCCCUGGUCUAAUUGAGUACAUGAACAGCGGCCCGAUUGCCGCCAUGGUUUGGGAGGGUCUUGAUGCCGUCAAGACUGGCCGAACUCUCCUCGGUGCCACCAACCCCCUCGCCUCUGCCCCCGGUACCAUCCGUGGUGACUACGCUCUCCAGACCGGCCGCAACGUCUGCCACGGCUCCGACAGCGUCGAGAACGCCAAGAAGGAGAUCGCUCUGUGGUUCGGCGAGGGCGAGCUUGUCAGCUGGGAGAGCGCCCAGGCCAAGUGGAUCUACGAGUAGAAUAAGAAAAAGAGAUAUGAUGCUAGAGAUCCAUAGAACGUGAUAGAAGUUUGAUCUAGCUUGGACAAGCGAAACAGACAAAAUUCAUGUGUCUUUAAGAUCAGAUAGAAAGCGCAUAUUGAUUGCAAUAAACCAAGAAUCAUA